AACCAGCUUAUUCCUUUUUUUUUAGAUCUUACUUUCUUUGGUCUAACGUUCUGUUCAGAUCUUCUAAUUUCCACUCAUCAGGAUCCUUGAAGGAGUAUUUAUUUUUUCUAUUUUUUUUUCUGUUAUUUGCUACAGCUUUGUAUUUAAAGUGCGUGACCUUUGUAAAGCCGUCCUCAUCUACUUGAUCUGUCAUCUGUAUGAAGUAACUGAUUACCAGCGAAUCAUAACUUUCCAAAAAUUUGGGAGCCAGAAACAUUUCAGCUGAAAAAAAAUAGAGUGGGCAACAAUAGCAGCAGUGGCACGUAUUGAAAGGUAAAUCGAAAAAUAUCAUUGCCAACAUUCUUUUCGGUAUUCCUUGGACAAUACAUAUAGAAUAUGCCAACAACAAGAUUUGCAACUGCCACUGGUAAAGCAGCAACCACCGAUCUAGAUUCUAGUACUUCAUCUGCUGUUGAGUCGCCAAAGGAAGUACGAAGAAAAGCAUUUCAGUCUCGAAAACGACGUGAAAGACCCACAGAUCUCGCAAAGAAACAGUCAAUUAUGGUCGAAUUCAUAGACACUAUUAUAAAAUUCGACAAAAAGCAUCUCUUGUGGAGUAAAGCACCUAAUGUGGAAAAAACUACAAUUGAAUACGUUAUUGAUCGUGUUUACAAAGGAAAAUACAAAGACUUUAACAGCUUGAAGUUAGAUCUUGACAUACUUAUUUCGUCCAUCGCACCUCUUUUCAAUCAGUCUCGGGAAGAACUAUAUGCAUUCAAGGAUCUGUAUGCAUACAUCAAUAAAAGCCUAUCUUUAGAAGCGUCGAGAGCGAAUGAAGAAUUAAAAGAAACAGAAAAUGCCGUAGAUUUCGUAUCAUUAUUUAGACCAACAACAGACGGAUAUGCAUUCAGUGAUUUACUUAUAAAGGACAAUUCAGCUGGGCCAAAGAUUAAUUAUAUGAGCAACGUUCAUGAGUUGAUAGUGCACCCCGCUCAGCCAACCGCCAAUGAUCAAGUGCCCAAAUUGAAAGAUGUAGUUGCACCAGCCCCUAAAUAUCAUCCCAAGGUUAUAGAUCACGGAAGCAAGCCUAUUGUACCAGUGCAAUGGCUAGACUUUGGUGCUUUUAGCAGCUUUGCUCCUGCUUCUGAUUCAAGAAGCGCAAAUACAACGUAUGAGAAUACAUAUAUGGGACGUGCUGCUAAACGAUUAAAGAAGGAGAAGAGUUCUGAAAGCUCCAAGACAACAGUAGAGGAUAUGGAAACUAACGAAGAGGAGCUCAAUGCAGCGUGGCUUAAAGAGCAGGGGCUAGAUAUACAACUGAUGAACAACGCAUUGGAAAUUCAAGCAGAUAAGGUCAUGGAAGAAUUGGAAAAGAACAGCAAGCUUUUUGAGAAACUGCUCGAUUUUCAGAAGUCACGAUUCAGCAAGGAUGAGUCAAAGUGGGCCUUGGUGGAUGAGAAGGAAUUCGACGCAGCAAAGAGCUUGAAAGAAAACAUUUUAAAAAUACUACAAACUUUACCACCCAAUGUAAUUACAGAUGCUGCAAUUUUAGAGGAAGCGAUGAAACGUUUACCAGUGUUCGAAGCUGCCUACCGCGGUACCUUACCUCCUCAUAAAAUAUUCUCCUUCCCAACAACAGAAAAAGCCGAAGGUUUCCCACCCUAUGCCAACAUUACACCAACGUAUCCGAAGGAGAAUUGGCGUUUGUUAAGAGUAACUCCAUUUCCAGCUGAAAAGGCUAGUGAUGCUAACGCUCCAAAUAGCAAUCAAAACGAACCUCCUCUGUUGAGUAUGUUGGAACAGCAGCAGCUCCACCUCAUGCAAAAGGCUCCACCACUUUUUUCUCAACAAUUAAUACCCCAUCCUUCACAAAUGCAGCAGCCACCACCACAUGCACCGCCUCAACAACAGCAGUGCAUACCAAUGUCGAACAAUGCAACAAUGGCCUACCCCCAAUCACAUCAAAGAAGAUAAACUAAGCUUCUUUCUCUAUAGAAAUAUCAAAAAAGCAUUGGAUUCCUUUUAUUUUUUAUUUUUAUCUUACUCUCUAUAUUUUUCGUCGUCUUAUUUUUUAUUAUAAUGAUACAUUUCUCUUACGAAUUGAUAAAAUUCAAUAAAUAUCCUUGA
Molecule: messenger RNA, 2106 nt
Organism: Mycotypha africana
Lineage: Eukaryota; Fungi; Mucoromycota; Mucoromycetes; Mucorales; Mycotyphaceae
Exons: 7
Coding region: 376-1953 (525 amino acids)
Source: RefSeq, a predicted model, not a curated record